This is a messenger RNA of Pleurotus ostreatus (oyster mushroom), 345 nucleotides long. RefSeq lists its product as uncharacterized. Bases 1 to 345 code for a protein of 114 amino acids. The record is from RefSeq and is a predicted model, not a curated record. The transcript has 2 exons. Lineage: Eukaryota; Fungi; Basidiomycota; Agaricomycetes; Agaricales; Pleurotaceae.
AUGACGGGGCCGCGCGGGCCCGGGAGCGGGGGCGUGUCGGGGAAGGGGUACUCGAAGCGCGGGAUGUCGGUGUCGAGGGCGAAGGGCGUGCCGACGAUGGUGGCGGAGGGGGAGUGCAGUGUGAGGCUGGCGAGGCCGGGCAUGGGGAUGGGGCUCGAGGGUGCCGGUGAAAGGUCGAGCGGCGGGGACGGGGAGGCGGGCUGGAUAGUGGUGAUUAGCUGGUGUUAUGGAUACGUGGACGGGAGGGGGGGUUGGCAGGAGGCAGGAGAUCUGGGGUACGAGGGGUACGAGGAGGACGGGAGGGGGACGUACUGGGGUAGUGGGAGCCGUGCUGCGACAGGAUGA